AUGGCGCGCGAUUCGCUGGAGCUGGCCUCGCUGGCCUCCUCGAGCCAGCUCAACGACCAGACCGCCGACGACGUUUCCUCACGCCCAAGCAUCGGCUCCUCGCGUCGUCUGUCCCUUAUAGAAGAGGAUCCCUUACACCCGUCCGACUACGAAUCCGGUCGAGCGCGCAUGAACCGAUCGUACAGCGUGUCGUCAGCCUUCGACUUUGCGGCCAACAUGUUCCCGUUAAGCUCGACAGCUGCCGGUGGCGGAAGCGGAUAUGCGCCUCUGGGAGCGCCGACGGCGAAUGGCGGUGUGGAGAGCUUGGAGAAACACAAGACGCUGACAUACCUCAACGGGCUGAGUCUCAUUAUCGGUCUUGUCAUCGGGUCCGGCAUCUUCUCGAGUCCUAGUCAGGUGGGAAGCCAGGUCGGGUCUCCUGGUGCUGCGCUGGUCGUCUGGGUUUUCGCCGGUAUCCUGGUCUGGACGGGUGCGUCCUCGUACGCUGAGCUCGGCGGCGCGAUACCCCUCAACGGGGGCUCGCAGGUGUACCUGGCCAAGACAUUCGGGGAGCUGACGGGGUUCCUGUUCACGUGGGUAGCUGUUCUGGUGCUGAAGCCGGGCAGCGCGGCGAUCAUUGCGAUCAUCAUGGGAGAGUAUUUUGCGAGGGCGUUCAUUGGCGCGGAUGCGGAGACGAUGAAUCCAUGGGUGAGCAAGGGGGUGGCUUUGGUGGGACUGGUUCUCGUCACGUCCCUCAACUGUGUGUCGACCAAGAUGGGUACGCGAGCGAAUGACAUGCUCAUGUUCCUCAAAUUCUUCGCCCUGCUGGGCGUCGCCGUGAUUGGUAUCAUCGUGGCCGCCACUGGGAUCUCGUACAAGGGCGACGCGCACAACGACUGGAAGAAGACGGGAUGGUUCGACAAUACGAGCUCGGACCUGUCUCACUGGGCCGUGGCGCUGUACGGUGGUCUGUGGGCCUACGAUGGCUGGGACAAUACGAAUUACGUGGUGGGCGAGUUUCGUAACCCGCAACGCGACCUGCCCCGGGUGAUCAAUACGGCCAUGCCACUGGUCAUCUGUUUCUACGUGUUGGCAAAUGUAGCGUACUUGCUAGUGUUGCCGCUCGACAAGGUCAACAGCUCCAACACAGUAGCGGUGGCCUUUGGCUCGCAGGUGUUUGGACCCGUGGGCGCGCUCAUCUUCGCGCUCAUUGUCAGCGCGAGCUGCUUUGGCGCCCUCAACUCGUCGACCUUUACGUCGAGCCGCCUCAUCUACGUAGCCGGCAAGGAGAGCUACUUUCCCGAGAUUUUCGGCACGCUAGGUGUCGGGAAUGCCGACCGGCAGAGCCUCAACACGCAGCACACCCGAAGCUGGGCUAUCAAGAAGCUGAGUGCGCUGGUGGGCGACGGGGACGCGGGGCUAUUCUGCACACCCAUCUACGCGCUGCUCCUGAACGGCAUCCUGACGGCGCUCUACUGCAUUGUGGGCGAGUUCAGCACCCUCGUCACCUUUUACGGUGUGGCCGGCUACAUCUUCUACUUCUUGACCGUGCUGGGCGUCAUUGUUUUGCGCUAUAAGGAGCCGAACCUCGAGAGGCCGUACAAGACGUGGAUCACGACACCAAUCAUCUUCUGCUGCGUCAGCCUGUUCCUGCUGAGCAAGGCUGUGUUUGCAGAGCCCAUACAGACGCUGAUUGUGCUGGCGUUCAUCGUUGUGGGCAUUCCAGUGUACUACUGGCGGGUGAAGGGACGGGAUCGCCCGCUCAAGAGGGAGGAUGCCAGCGACAGCCAGCCCUGGUGGAAGUUCUGGAAAUGA
This is a messenger RNA of Emericellopsis cladophorae, 1794 nucleotides long. RefSeq names its product Y+L amino acid transporter-like protein. The transcript is spliced from 2 exons. Gene Ontology annotation, molecular function: L-amino acid transmembrane transporter activity. Gene Ontology annotation, biological process: amino acid transmembrane transport. The record is from RefSeq and is a predicted model, not a curated record. Gene Ontology annotation, cellular component: membrane. NCBI's taxonomy places the organism in Eukaryota, Fungi, Ascomycota, Sordariomycetes, Hypocreales, Bionectriaceae. The coding region runs from base 1 to 1794 and encodes 597 amino acids.